Molecule: messenger RNA, 3735 nt
Organism: Clupea harengus (Atlantic herring)
Lineage: Eukaryota; Metazoa; Chordata; Actinopteri; Clupeiformes; Clupeidae
Gene: slc6a6a
Product: solute carrier family 6 member 6a
Biological process (GO): neurotransmitter transport; sodium ion transmembrane transport; taurine transmembrane transport
Cellular component (GO): plasma membrane; cell projection
Molecular function (GO): gamma-aminobutyric acid:sodium:chloride symporter activity; taurine:sodium symporter activity
Source: RefSeq, a predicted model, not a curated record
GCACUUCAUCCUUCUCUGUUGCUGGUCGGGGUGUGUGGAUGUGUGUAUAUGUGUGUGUGGAUGUUAGGCGGCACGUUUCUAAAUGCGCAUGCGCUUUGGCCACCGGUCUGAAGGCGGAAUGAGCUCAUUAAGCUUGCGGGAAGCUAUCUCUUUAAGAAGCACACUCCUGUUGCACCGGGAGGCUGGUGUUUUUCCACUCUCACUGAUAUCACACGGGCGCCCGUUAUAAGGAAUUGGAGUCCAGGAAAUUAAAAAAAAAAAACGCGUGUGAAUUAUUGUGUUGCGAGUGCUCCGGUACCCAGUCAUCGCACAACAAGCAACAAGAGAAGGACCGAACAGCACAAUAAAGUAGUCGACAGCAUGGCCCAGAAAGAGAAGCUCCAGUAUUUGAAGGACUUCCAUAAGGACACGCUGAAGCCGUCUCCGGGCAAGAGUCCCGGCACGCGCCCAGAGGACGAGGCGGAGGGCAAGCCGUUGCAGCGAGAGAAAUGGUCGAGCAAGAUGGACUUUCUGCUGUCUGUGGCUGGGGGCUUUGUAGGUUUAGGGAACGUCUGGCGUUUCCCUUACCUCUGCUACAAGAAUGGCGGAGGUGCAUUUCUCAUUCCCUACUUCAUCUUUCUGUUCGGUGGAGGGCUGCCUGUGUUCUUCUUGGAGGUGGCUCUCGGUCAGUACACUUCCGAGGGAGGCAUCACCUGCUGGGGGAAACUCUGUCCCAUUUUCACUGGCAUCGGCUAUGCUUCCGUAGUGAUCGUGUCUCUGCUUAAUAUCUACUACAUCGUGAUCCUAGCCUGGGGGCUCUAUUACCUGCUGCACUGUUUCCAGCCAGUGCUACCUUGGGCAGGAUGCAGGCACAGCUGGAACACAAACAGCUGUGUGGAGGACACCGUCCGCAAGAACAAAAGCCUUUGGCUGAUCUCUAACUUCACCAACAGCACCAGUGCUGCUCUCAACUUCACCUCACCUGUUACUGAGUUCUGGGAGCAUAAUGUCUUGUCUAUCUCUUCCGGCAUUGAUGAAAUGGGCUCCAUCAAGUGGGAGUUGGCCUUGUGCCUGCUGGCUGUGUGGGUCAUCUGCUUCUUCUGCAUCUGGAAGGGGGUUAAGUCCACUGGCAAAGUCGUGUACGUCACUGCUACAUUCCCCUUUAUCAUGCUCCUGGUUCUUUUGGUCCGAGGGGUCACGUUGCCGGGAGCUUCCGAGGGCAUCAAGUUCUACUUGUACCCUGACCUUGGGCGUCUGCAAGACCCAGAGGUCUGGAUUGAUGCAGGAACUCAGAUUUUCUUUUCUUAUGCCAUUUGUUUGGGUGCAAUGACAUCCCUGGGGAGCUACAACAAGUACAAAUACAACUGCUACAGGGACUGUCUGCUGCUGGGAUGCCUCAACAGCGGAACAAGCUUUGUGUCUGGCUUUGCUAUAUUCUCCGUCCUGGGCUUCAUGGCACAAGAGCAAGGGGUGGACAUUAAAGAUGUGGCAGAGUCAGGUCCAGGGCUUGCUUUCAUUGCUUACCCUAAAGCAGUUACAAUGAUGCCAAUGCCCACGUUCUGGGCCAUCCUCUUCUUCAUCAUGUUGCUGCUGCUAGGAUUGGACAGCCAGUUUGUGGAAGUGGAAGGCCAGAUCACUUCACUGGUGGAUCUGUAUCCCUCCCUCCUAAGGAAGGGCUAUCGUCGAGAGAUUUUCAUCGCUGUGAUUUGCUUCAUUAGUUAUCUGCUGGGUCUCACUAUGGUCACCAAUGGUGGCAUGUACGUGUUUCAGCUAUUUGACUACUAUGCAGCCAGCGGUGUGUGCCUAUUAUGGGUUGCAUUCUUUGAAUGCAUUGCUGUAGCCUGGGUUUAUGGCGCUGAUAAUUUCUACGAUGCGAUUGAGGACAUGAUUGGUUACAGACCAAACCCAUGGAUGAAAUGGAGCUGGAGUGUGUUUACACCAGUUUUAUGUGUGGGAUGUUUUGCCUUUUCGCUGGUGAAAUACAAGCCCCUGACGUACAAUAAGGGGUAUAAAUAUCCUGAAUGGUCCGUCGGUGUGGGCUGGUGUCUUGCACUGAGCUCCAUGGUGUGCAUCCCGAUGGUGGUGGUCAUCAAGAUCCUCCAGUCUGAUGGAUCUCUGAUAGAGCGCAUCAAGGCAGUGGCAGCUCCAGUGGCGGGUUGGGCGAGCUCUCGAACCAAAGAAAACGGCCUGAAGAACAGUGAGCUCCUGCACCCUCUGGAUCCCAGCGGGAGCAUGGCGCUCACCAAACCUACGCACACCAUCGUCGAGACCACCAUGUGAAAUCGCCCGACACAUUCACACACGCUCCCACCAUCGUAGAGAGAAAAAAAAAGAAGAUUACUUGAGCCCUCUCUAUGAGAGAACCCCCCCGCCCCCUCCCUCUGCUGCUCCCCUCUUGUGUGUGUACCCACCCCCACGCCCCUUCUCUCCCUCCCCUUAACUGCUGAAUUAGGAUCAGGUGUAACUUCUGUGUGUGCACUAGGAAUACUCUGACUAGAUUUUUACUAAGGGUCAUGUGUAUUUAUGAUACACUCUUGCGUAAUCUUGUGUACUCUGUACUCUCUAGUUUUUUUUUUGUUUCUCUCUGGCCUUUUUUUUUAUUCUAAAAGAUAGUGUUACCGUAGUGAGCUUUUGUUCUUGGAUAUCAGGCAGUAUUUGCUUGAAAAGACUGUGCUGCUUUACCACCGUACUGUAGAUGACUGGAAAGACUUAGAGAAGAUGUGGAGAAACUGUUGGUCAGGAGAAGCAGCAAAUGCCUAACUAUAUACAGUAACACGUUUCCAGAUAGCUGUGGAAAAGAUUAAUGUCCUCGCAUAGUUUUGUGGCAGUAUAUCCUUGUAACCUGAAGAGGCUGUUUCUGGUUUGUCGUCGUGAUUUUUGAAACUGAAUGUACAGUACCUCCACCUUAACAAGUGGAAGCGCAGUCCACACACUCAUAUACACACACACACACACACACACACUUCACACCUAAUGGAGCUGGAGCGUCCUCCUGCACACACUUACUCUAGACUGAAUGUAUCAUUUCAACAUACAGUUGUUACAUUGCCUCAUUAGAAACCAAUGCAGACACCCUUUCUCCCCUCUCUAAAAUACACUAAUCAACCAUGUCACAUUUUGUAUGUAUAUGAAUAAUGUUUGUGGUGUGGUUAUCCAGUUGAAAUCUCCGAAUCUGUGUUGAAACCCUACAGACCUUCUCUGAUCCGCCUAAUCCUAGUCUGAACCCCCAACAACACACACUGUUCCAUUGUUCCGAAUUGAAUCAGGCUUACUGCCCUCUGAGUGCAAGUACAUGCUUUUUGUAGUAUUCAAUUUGUUUUAAAUCAUAUAUGCCUUUUGUAUAAGCCAUUUUAUACCUUACAAGAUGUGAGCUAUGCCAGUUAUUACCUAUUUUUUCGGAAUACUUUCAUAGAUGAUGUAUUUAAAUAUCGGAUAAAAUACGAUGAAAUACCAUGGGCAGUUUGUGAUAUUUGUAAUGACUUUGGCUUUUAACUUCAGCCCAGUCACAAGGGCCACCCCACUGUACCGCAGGAGCAGGAAGACUGUGUAAAUCCCAUGAUGCCCCUUGUGCACAUUUUCCCAGCUGGCAAGGGCAUACCAAACAGACAUACUCCAACCGUAUAUAAACAUUAACAAACCCGUUUUUAUGUCAAAAGAAAAAAGUACAUGUGAACCAAAGUAGAUUUGUUACAGAUUCAGCCCCUUCAAGAUGCAUAUUGCAUCUGUGUUAUUCGAAAUAAAGUUUUUUUGCGCUUA